Molecule: messenger RNA, 1394 nt
Organism: Helobdella robusta
Lineage: Eukaryota; Metazoa; Annelida; Clitellata; Rhynchobdellida; Glossiphoniidae
Exons: 5
Coding region: 276-1394 (372 amino acids)
Biological process (GO): neuropeptide signaling pathway
Cellular component (GO): membrane
Molecular function (GO): neuropeptide Y receptor activity
Source: RefSeq, a predicted model, not a curated record
UUGUUGGCACUGCAUUGAUUCUUGAGGGACUUCUUAUCUGAUUAACACUGCAUCUAAUUUUUUUUAUUGCCAGUUGUACUAGGUGUUUAGGUGCAGGCGAGAAAGUAUUAUAUUAACCAACAUCAAGUUUUCAAUUUAAUAAAAAAUUAUUGAACCCAGCUUGAAAAUAUCAAUCGUUACAAUUAGUUCUGUUUGAGUAAUAUAAUUUUAUUUUUAGUUAAUGGUAAACAUUAAUCAAUAAGAAAUAAAGAGAAGGACAGCAGGAGGAAUGAAAAAUGAAUGCAAAUAUUUCAUCGAUAUUGGUUCAACACCUGCAAAACAAUCAAUUAUUCCCUCUCGAUGACAACUUCAACAAAAACGUCACUUCAAUAUCGUUAUUUUUGAACGCCUCCCUGCAUCAGCAGGGUACCGACACUCCGCAACAACAUGACUUCUCUCUCUCUUUCUCCACACAAAUUCUCCUAAUCGUCAUCUACACGUUCACCACCCUGAUGUCUGUUGUUGGGAAUGCUCUGGUCAUCGUUGUCUUCCUUGUGGGUCGUCGAUCCAGGACGGAUCUCAGGUGGUUCCUGGUCAACUUGGCUGGAGCUGAUCUGGUCAUGGCCCUUUUCUGCAUGCCCUUCACAUUCACAAGCACAAUGCUGGGCACGUGGAUCUUCUCUUUCCCCAUGUGUCCGGUGGUCCUUUUCAUGCAGAGCCUCUCCGUGACAGCCAGCGUCUGCACCAUCACCGCCAUAGGCAUCGAUAGGUUCUGGGUUGUAUAUUAUCCCUUGAAAUCCCGAAUAACAAAAUCCAGAUCUCGAUUGGUGAUAACUUGCAUUUGGCUUCUAUCUCUUUUGCUUUCCAGUGUCCAAAUUUUUGUUGGCAGAGUAAAAGUGGUUAAUACAGAUGAUAAACUUUUCGAAAGCGUUGAAUGCACCGAGAUCUGGCCAGAGCCGGAGGACCUCUACUGCCGCCUCUACACCAUCUACCUCUUCCUCGUCACCUAUUUGCUACCCCUCCUCAUCUUGACCUACACCUACGGUAUGGUCAGUCGCAAGUUGUGGACGAGGACCGCACCUGGAAACGCCGACAGAUCCAGAGAUUUCCAACAACUCCAAUCUAAGAAGAAGGUCAUCAAGAUGUUGGUGCUGGUGGUCACCUUCUUCGGGGUCUGCUGGCUGCCCCUCCACCUCUUCUUCUUCGUCCUCAAUUUCUACCGCGACAUGGACGUCGUGUGGACACCGCCCGAGAAGAUGGUCUACAUCGCCUUCUACUGCUGCGCCCACUGGCUGGCCAUGUCCAACAGCUUCGUCAACCCAAUCAUCUACGGCUUCUUCAACGAAAGUUUUCGCGUUAGUCCAUCAUUUAUUUCUGUUCAUAUCUUUUCACAUUCUUCAAAUUUUUCAAAUUAA